This is a messenger RNA of Apodemus sylvaticus (European woodmouse), 4676 nucleotides long. RefSeq names its product phosphoinositide-3-kinase regulatory subunit 5 (gene Pik3r5). Gene Ontology annotation, cellular component: phosphatidylinositol 3-kinase complex, class IB. The record is from RefSeq and is a predicted model, not a curated record. The coding region runs from base 332 to 2947 and encodes 871 amino acids. The transcript is spliced from 20 exons. Gene Ontology annotation, biological process: G protein-coupled receptor signaling pathway; positive regulation of MAP kinase activity. Lineage: Eukaryota; Metazoa; Chordata; Mammalia; Rodentia; Muridae. Gene Ontology annotation, molecular function: 1-phosphatidylinositol-3-kinase regulator activity.
CCCUGAGGAGACCCCGCCCCAGGCCCCGCCCCAGGCCCCGCCCCCUAGGGGUGUAGAGACCGGGCAGAUGCUGGGACUUGCUGCCCGGCUCCAGCCCCCAAGCCGUGGUCGGGGCCUCACCCUAACUGCUGAGAGUCGCCGCUGGAGAGGGGCUCAGCGCCCGGCGCCCGGCGGGGACUGCAGAAUACCCAGCUGAGCCAGAAUUGAUGUGAAAUCGAGAACUUCAGAGUACGAAGCCAAGCAAUCGUGUGCAAUGAGACAAGCCAGACGUUCAGCCGCUGUCCCCACAAUGCUGUCACCAUAGUAACUGUACCUGAUGCAAUGACUCAGGAUGCAGCCAGCAGCCACCACGUGCACAGAGGACCGCAUCCAGCACGCUCUGGAGCGAUGCUUGCAUGGACUGAGCCUCGGACGCCGUUCUGCUCCCUGGUCAGCCGGGCUGUGUCUGAACUGCUGGAGCCUACAGGAGCUGGUCAGCAGGGACCCGGGCCACUUCCUCAUCCUCCUGGAACAGAUCCUACAGAAGACCCAAGAGGUCCAAGAGAAGGGCACCUAUGACCUCCUCGCCCCGCUGGCGCUGCUCUUCUACUCCACUGUCCUCUGUACACCACACUUCCCACCAGACUCAGACCUCCUGCUGAAGGCAGCCAGCACCUACCACUGCUUCCUGACCUGGCCGGUCCCCUACUGCAGCAUCUGCAGAGAGAUGCUCACCUUCAUAGAUGCUGAACUCAAGGCCCCCGGAAUCUCCUACCAGCGGCUGGUGAGGGCUGAGCAGGGCCUGCCCAUCAGGAGCCAUCGAAGUUCCACAGUCACUGUGCUGUUGCUGAACCCUGUCGAGGUGCAGGCUGAAUUCCUUGCUGUCGCAGACAAGCUGAGCACACCUGGACAGUCACCCCAUGGCGCCUACACCACCCUGCUGCUGCACGCCUUCCAGGCCACCUUUGGGGCCCACUGUGACCUUCCUAAACUACACCGCAAACUUCAGUCCAAGACUCUAGAAGAGCUCGAGGACAUCUUCACGGAGACGACGGAAGCCCAGGAGCUGGCGUCUGGCUUUGGUGAUGUAGCAGAAGCCCGCCAGUGGCUCCGGACCAAGCUACAGGCAGUGGGAGAAAAAGCCGGCUUCCCUGGCAUCUUAGACACUGCAAGCCCUGGGAAACUUCACACGAUCCCCAUCCCUGUCGCCAGAUGCUACACCUACAGCUGGAACCAGGACAGUUUUGACAUCCUACAGGAAGUUCUUCUCAAGGAACAGGAACUGCUGCAGCCAGGGAUCCUGGGAGAUGGUGAAGAGGAGGAAGAGGAGGACUUGGAGAUUGAUAGGCACUGUGCUGAGAGGGACUCUCUCCUCUCCACAAGCUCUCUGCUGUCUCAUGACUCCACACUGUUGCUUAGCUCCUCUCAGGCCUCAGGACCAGUGCUGUCCCGCCAGAUGCUGACCACCUUUGUCUCAGGCCUCUCGGAUGGCAUGGACAGUGGCUACGUGGAGGACAGUGAGGAGAGCUCCUCAGAGUGGCCCAAGAAACCCGGCCACCAACGCCAGGGUCACCGCAGGCCUGGGCAGAAGUUCAACAGGUUCUAUAAACUCUUAAAGAGCACCAGCCAGCUGGUCCUGCGGAGGGAUUCUCGGAGCUUGGAGGGCAGUGUAGACCCAACCUUGCCGCUGCGGAGGGCGGGGAGCCUCUGUAGCCCCUUGGACUGCCCCGCUCAGCUCCCCUCCCGGGCUCAGCGCUCACGGUCCCUACCCCAGCCCAAGCUCAGCACCCAGCUACCCAGCUGGCUCCUGGCACCACCCUCACACCACCAGCGCCGACGCCCCUUCCUCAGUGGUGACGAGGACCCCAAGGCUUCCACGCUACGGGUUGUGGUCUUUGGCUCUGACCGGAUUUCGGGGAAGGUAGCUCGGGCCUACAGCAAGCUCAGGAGGCUGGAGAACAGCCACCCAAUCCUCACACGGUUCUUCAAGCUCCAGUUCUUCUAUGUGCCUGUGAAGAGAAGCCAUGGACCCAGCUCCAGUGCCUGCCCAGCCUCUCUGAGCCAGGCAUCUCCAUUCACCGCAGACUCCCCGAAGCACCCCAGCCCUGCAGACCUUGGCAUGGCCCCAUGGGAGGACAGUACCAAUGACAUCUCUCACUACCUCGGUAUGCUUGACCCCUGGUACGAACGCAAUGUGCUGGGCCUCAUGCACCUGCCUCCUGAAGUCCUUUGUCAGCAGUCCCUGAAGGCGGACUCUCAGCCCCUGGAGGGCUCGGCCACCCAGCUGCCCAUCCUGGCUGAUAUGUUACUUUAUUACUGCCGCUUCGCGGCCCGCCCCGUGUUGCUGCAGGUUUACCAGACAGAGCUGACCUUCGUCACUGGGGAGAAGACCACGGAGAUCUUCAUCCAGUCUCUGGAGCUGGGUCACUCUGCGACCACUCGAGCUAUCAAGGCUUCAGGUCCGGGUAGCAAGAGGCUAGGCAUUGACGACGACCGGGAGGCGGUUCCUCUAACACUACAGAUUAUUUACGGCAAGGGAGCCAUCAGUGGGCGAAGCCGCUGGAGCAACCUGGAGAAGGUCUGCACCUCGGUUAACCUCAGCAAGGCCUGCCAGAAGCCGGAGGAGCUAGACUCCAGCAUGGAGGCGCUGACGCUAACCCUGACAGAAGUGGUGAAGAGGCAGAAUCCUAAAUCCAAAAAGGGCUUUAACCAGAUCAGCACAUCCUACAUCAAAGUAGACAAGGUGCAGAUCAUCGGCUCCAGCAGCUGCCCCUUCGCUGUGUGUCUAGACCAGGAUGAAAGAAAGAUCCUGCAGAGUGUGGUCAGGUGCGAAGUGUCACCAUGCUACAAGCCAGAGAAGAGCAGCUUGCCACCCGAGAGGUCCUUCAGCCAGCCAGCAGACCCUGGGCCUGACCUGUGCUCCCUUCUCUGCCUUCCCAUCAUGACUUUCAGUGGGGCCCUGCCCUAGUGCAGCUGGGUACGAGGUCAGACGGGAAAGUGCACAGCUUCCCCUGGACCACUCGCCAGGGCAGCUGCUCUCUAUGGAGAACUGAAUUGCCCUGGGCUGCAUCAGGGUCCCCCUGUAGGCCCUGCCAUGGUCCAGGGAUGUGGCCAAUGGCAUCUGGAGCCCCAGAGAGCUGAUGAAGAAACAGGCAUUGGAGAGAGAAGAGCCUGGGAUGUCCAGUCUUACAGAUGCCUCUGAGCAGAGGAGGAGGGAUGGGGGAGAGGCCCCAAAGAAAGGUGUGAGGCUUGUCUGUGGCGCGGACCUUUUUUCUAAGCCCUGGGAUGAGGCCCAUCUUUGGUUUGUCAAAGACUCAGCGUCCCAAACUUGAGGUCAGUCUCUCUAAGGCACAGGUAGGAGAAAGAUGGGUGAGACAUUUCUUUCCUGGCCUCAGACACCAUCUCUCUAUCCUAUCACUACCAUCAUGAGUACACACACACAAAGACACACACAGACACACACACAAAGACACACAUAGACACACACACAAAGACACACAGACACACACACAUAGACACACACACAGACACACACACAAACACACACAAACACACACAUAGACACACACACAAAGACACACAGACACACAUAGACACACACACAAAGACACACAGACACACAUAGACACACACACACACAUACAUACAGAGGCUUUCUCUCUCAAGUUCCCUGGAUCCCUUGAAAAACAGCACUAAUAUUUGGUCCAUUGCUAGGACCUGGUACAGUUUCUCUCCUGAGCCCCUUGCUGGGUCUCAGAUGCUGGGGAGACAGGACAGACUUGGUUCCUUUUUAGCUAAAUGCCCAGAGGAAGUUAAGGCAUUUCUUUGAGGCUCCGGUUUCCUCAGUGCUGAAGUGAAGGGGAAGUGGGUCCUCAAAGGGAGUGCCCCUGAACCUUGCCCAGUGCCUGGCUCCCAACAACAGCCCUGGAAAGGCAGCCUCUUGCCCUCCGCAGCUGAUGCCCUGCCUUUGCUCUUGAAUACUCUCAGGAUAGUCCGUGUUUGGCCUUGACCCACCUAGGGAUGAGGCAGAACUCACUCGGGCUAAGCAGCAGUCAGGAAGGGCCACCUAGGCACGGAUUCCCCCCCCCCCCCCACUUCCCUAGCGAUCAAUUCUGUCUGCGCACUUCCUCUCGGCAGAAGGGCCACGCACAGUAUGCGCUCUGGACACAGGCUCUCCAGACGAUCUCAGAGGAGCAGGGACUGCUGAAUAUCUAAUGGUAGAGACAGGGCGUCCAUGCAUGGAACGAGAGAGAGAGAGAGAGAGAGAGAGAGAGAGAGUGCCUGAGGUUUAAACCUGCCAGACUGGAGGGCUCCACAAGGUGACAAGAUGUGGCUGGAGUGGUAAGGUGGUGGGCUGGCUCGGGACUUGGCCUGGCACAGGCGAGCCAGAGCCUUGGAAGCACAUCAAGUUGCACACAGAGUUCUUCCCAUCCUGUUCUGCAUCAAAGACCCUGGCUUAUAAAAGCCCAAGGAACCUGCAGAGUGCUCCUGACUUGAGAGGCUGGACAGAGCCACUGUGUUGUCACCCCCAGUCCUAACCCACGGUGUGUCUGCCGGGCUCCGGGGCGGUGUCCAGCCAUGCGUUUCCGUGUGCUUCAAUCUGCUGUAUGAGCAUGUUGUUCUACUGUAUGAUCGACAUGAUGUGAAUCAAUGACUGAGAUUUUAAUAUUAUUAUCAAAUAAAAUUGAUUUAUUGUA